This is a messenger RNA of Exophiala bonariae, 957 nucleotides long. RefSeq lists its product as uncharacterized. The transcript has a single exon. Bases 1 to 957 code for a protein of 318 amino acids. Gene Ontology annotation, cellular component: fungal-type vacuole; plasma membrane. Lineage: Eukaryota; Fungi; Ascomycota; Eurotiomycetes; Chaetothyriales; Herpotrichiellaceae. The record is from RefSeq and is a predicted model, not a curated record.
AUGUCAACAACUUCUGCCAAUACUACUUUGAUACCAUGGCACGACUGCCGUAGCCUAUCUCCUCAAUGUCCUGUCGCAAGCUCGACUUAUGGCUACGCACCAUCUUUUGGAGGCAAUACCUACUUCAUUGCCCUCUUCUCAGCCUGCGGUAUCACACAGGUCUCUUGCGGAUUUCGAUACAAGACGUGGGCAUAUCAACUUGCCAUGGUGCUCGCUUGCAUUGACCAGGCCAUUGGCUAUGCUGGUCGCCUCAUGUUGCACAACAAUGCUUUCGAUCGAAGUGGGUUCCAGAUACAAAUAAUUUGCUUGGUCUUGGGUCCGGCAUUCAACAGCGCCGCACUAUAUCUGGUACUCAAGCAUAUCGUGCUGACUUUUGGACCAGAGGCCAGCAAGAUUAGACCGGAUUGGUACACAUGGAUCUUCAUCACCGGAGAUCUGAUUUCACUGAUCAUACAAGCUCUUGAUGGAUCCUUCUCUGCCACUGCGGGUGGUGACCGCCACCGCCAGGACCUCGCCGAGAGUUUUGUGAUCGCAGGGGUUUCAUUCCAAGUUGUUACACUCUUCUUCUUUGCUGUCGCAACUGUCUGGUAUGCGCAUCGUCGGCGUUGUACCAAGUAUAUGGUGCUGUCAACCGAGGCUCAGAUGUUCUUGAAGGAUUCAAAGUUUCGGAUGUUUAUCUUUGGCUUUGUUGCGGCCUUUGUCUUCAUCUUCAUCCGAUGUGUUUUUCGCAUUUUUGAGAUGGCUGGCGGCUGGAGGAACGAGAUAAUGCGAAAUGAAGUGGCCUUUAUGGUUCUAGACUGGUGCAUGAUCUGCGUUGCAACCGUGAUCCAGACCGUAUUACAUCCUGGCUAUUGCUUUCCAAGGCUGAACAGUGGCUAUGUUGUUCCAACGAAUAGCAAUCACCAUGUUGAACGGAACUUAGCUUUUGAAGUAUCGGACGCCACUGAGCCCAAGUAA